Paramacrobiotus metropolitanus is the source of this 887-nucleotide messenger RNA. RefSeq lists its product as uncharacterized. The transcript has 2 exons. The record is from RefSeq and is a predicted model, not a curated record. Bases 145 to 621 code for a protein of 158 amino acids. Lineage: Eukaryota; Metazoa; Tardigrada; Eutardigrada; Parachela; Macrobiotidae.
UCGGUAAUACUGCGAACACGCUUCCUCGACCUUCGUUUGCAGCAACUUUGUACUUUUGUACAGACCAUUUUCGAUUUUUUCCAACGCGUGAAGCAUAAUUAAUUUUCUGAAUUUACAGUUUAUAUUUAAAAGUGCUGAACUACGAUGAUCAACCAUCUUAUUCUUUUAGCCAUUCUAAUCGUAUCUGUCCAGUUGGCCUUAAGCUUUCCGCUGGACAGUUUUCCUUUUUAUAAAGAUCCAGAAUGGUCGAACGAAGACGUUCUCUACCUCGAGCCAACAUCCGGGUCUAACAGCUCACUGACAGCAACGUACUUCGCCGGAAUGAAACGAAGUGGUGUCCCGAGCUCGGUGCGGCCGUCCUGGAUUCCGUCACCUGGACCGUUCUUGCCCUUUCGCCGAUACGGCACUCUGCGACUUGGACCCGACAGACUUCGCACUGACAGCGAGGAUCAAUCGACCAUCUUCGGCACACGAACCCCGACUGGCUUCGAGCCCGAAAACGAGCAUCAACGCUCUCGACGCAUUCUGUUUCGCAUUAUGCAGAUUCACGGCUUCUUAAAUCCCCUGAUGGCAAAAAGCAACGGUCUGCCCGACCCGGAAGCCAACGAAUACCUCGGAUAAUUCAGGCUGCCACCUAACGUGAUCAUGAGCAAAACAUCCCGAACAAUUUAACUCUUAAUGAUAUUUUUACAAUUCGGAUUUAACCGGUUCGCUGUUACAUAUCGAUAUUCACAUUCAUCGUUCCGGUUUCUCAACUACGUACGUAAUACGUUAAAACACUAAGCAUUCGCAUGCAAGCAUGAGUUAUAACCAAUAUUUGUACUUCCAGCGUACAGUACAGUUCCGUACGCUUGACCACUUGUUUAGAGUUGAUAUACCGGCCGCUU